Messenger RNA from Dicentrarchus labrax (European seabass), 1013 nucleotides. RefSeq lists its product as uncharacterized. The record is from RefSeq and is a predicted model, not a curated record. The coding region runs from base 82 to 678 and encodes 198 amino acids. NCBI's taxonomy places the organism in Eukaryota, Metazoa, Chordata, Actinopteri, Moronidae. The transcript is spliced from 6 exons.
AGUCUUCACUGUGGCCUUCCUAGAAUAGAGUGAUCCUGUUCUUGCUCUGGUAUAUAGUUGGCUGUCAUUUGACUUUUAACCAUGGUUGUUCAGUUUUGUUUAGCUUUGUUAGCGUUCUCCUCUCUGACUGCUGCAGCGGAUCCAGAAUGUGAAGAGCUGGUGAAACCUCUGGAGGAGCGAAGCCAGAUUUCUGGAAAAUGGAUAUUCCAUGUUGGAACAUCAGACAACAAAGACUUCCUGAAGGAAUUUAAAACUAUCACUAGCUCCUGGAUUGAACUCUCACCCAUACCUGAUAGUGAAGACAUGACCCUCCGCUGGGCAGACAAAAUGAUGGAUGGAAAAUGUCAUCUUGGAAGCACUAAUUGCACCUUCACAGGAAACUCCACCAAGGCGACAUUCCACUUUAACUCCACCACUUAUGAGAAUGUUGGGAGGCACCUGGUGACCUGCCCUGACUGCCUCCUCUGGACAGAUGACUCAGUGAUGAAGGGCAAAAACGGGGAUACCAAAAAAGGCAGAAACCUCUACCUCUUAACAAAGUCUGGGACAUUGGAUGCCUCUCAUCUGGAACACUUUAAGAAACAGGCUGCGUGCCUCAACUUUCCACCAGAAUUCCACUUUGGAGAAAACAAAGACCUGUGCCCUGAUGCCACAGAUGCAAAGGAGGAAGAACAAUAGAGCAACACAUGUUGACGCAACUGUAGUCACCUGCACCUCAAAUCCUGAUACCUGAGUCCUCCAUGAGUCAAAUUUGUAUUCAAGUAUGCUUGUUACAGAUGUCUUGAUAUAUAUGAAUGAAGAGAACAGCUUUUUUCAUGCUGCAAAGGGAGACAAGAUGGAUUAUAGCUUUUUAAAGUUUGUUUCUGCCUUGUAAAAACAAAGAACUACUUACCUGUUGAAGUUAGUUGAACCAAAUAGACUGAUUUCACAUUUACUGUCAGAUUCAUGAAUCAUGAUGGAUGCUACUAAAAUGCCUUUUUUCUUUUAUGCAUAUAAAGCUUAACAAAAGGAAA